UAAGGUUUGCACCACACUAUUUAGUGUUCGUUACACCAAUCUAUUCUCGACUGAUCUUAUCGCUCCCGAUACGAUGGCGAUGCUGAACGUGAGCGCGCUGAUCACGGGCUACGACACGGUGGGGGACCACACCGAGUUCAUCGUGGAGAUCUCGUGCAACGGUGGCUUAUGGAGAAUUUCGCGGCGCUUUAGCGACUUCGACCAGCUACAUUCGCGCCUGGUACGGCGCUUCGGAGACCUCAUCGAGGUGUCGCUGCCAGAAAAGCAGUGGUUUGGUCGGUAUGUGCUUAUUUAUGUGGGUUCGAGCGACGUGAAAUUCAAUGAUGAGAAGAAGACUCUACGAGUCUGUUGAACAGCAGCACGUCACGGAAUGAAAAGAAUGGGGAGAAGACUUGGAUUGGAUGGAGACUCUUUGCUGCUGUCUGCUUUGUAUUGAACUCCCUUGUCAACUGUCGACGCGUUGUGUGGCUCGUGGGGUCUCUAAUGUUGAAAAGGAAGCGAGGAGACUUGGUACAAGUCGAGGACUGUAAAAAUCACUUGAUCUUAUCUGAUUAAGAGAUGGACCCGAGCUUCAAGUGUGGACAGUUGAUGAGGUUGCAGUUCCAGAGUUGACGAUGCAGACUGAGAUCUUUACCUAGCUCUAGAGAUAUUUUCUCUCUUCCUUUCGUUCUUCUCCCCCGUGCUGCUGGGUUUUCAACGCGUUGGUUGCUCUGAGAAUGCCACAACGCGCAGAAGAAUUAACCCGGAAGCUCUUAGUCUCAUAUACUGACACAUUUGUGUUUAAUGUGGUUCAGAUUCGACCCCAACUUCCUAAUCAAGCGGCAGGCGAGUCUACAGGAGUACCUCGAUGGACUUCUGCAGGUGCCCGGUAUAUUGGACGAUGCGUCGUUGCAGCAUUUUCUGGAGCUGGAGAAGCAUCUGGAUCUGCACAGUGAGUUGGGCUUGGGUGGUACGGGCAGCAAUGGCCGAUCCAGCGGUAUGUGGUCCGGUAAAGGUGUGUUGAGUGAGAACGACCGACUCAGUGGAAUCGUGGAGAGUGCGGCGCAAGCUUUCAUCGACAUCAGUGAAGUACCCGAACCGCUGGAAGCGGAGCAAGCUGUGCAACGCAAGAACGAGAUCGUGACGGCAUCGCAGAGUCUGCUGAACGAGCGGAAGUUGGGAGAACAGUUCACAGCGCAACUCACGACGCUGCGUCUUCCGCGCGUUCAGGCGCAGACAUCGAACGAGGAAUUACUGUCGCGACUUGACGGGGACAAUGAGGAUGGCAUGACGUACGAGCAAGAACAGGAAUUUCUCAAUGGGAUCCUGGAAACCUUGGAGGCUUCGCUUCACUUGGAGAUCACACCGCCCUCGGUCGACUUAUUAGCUGUCAUGACUGUAUCGACAACGAUGGAGACGCCUGCUAUCGGAUCGAACGGCUCUGUGCCGAAUGGAAAUGGUGCACUUGAAGCUGGAUCACUGGACGACAGAAGCAGCAUUGGCAACGGCUCCUUCAGUUGAACUUUAUAGUCAACCAUCUCUUCAUCAACGAGUCUAACUGGGUCGUUUUUACUAAUGUAAUGAACGGACUUACUCUCUUGGUGACUGUGUAGGCUGGGUAAGGCUCUCCCGUUCUUCUUGUGCUCGGCUAGGAGACAAGACUUGACUGUAGUCGCGAAGUUUCUUGUCCAACUGCCCCUGCAAUUCUUGAUGCUGAGAUCGACGCGUCACCAACUCCGCAGCGUCCUGAAUGGUGCUGCUGUGACUAGUUUCGUUUAUUGCAGGUAAGACUGGAGUGCGUGGGAGAUUGACGUUGUCAGCCACGUCGUCAUACGGGAGCAAGAGUUCGUCGUCACUAUAUCCUGCGUCUUCACUCUGCAAACUAUACUCGAGCUGCUCGUUGCGCACCACUUGCAACUGUGACGUGUUUUGAAUCAGUUGCCUCCCAAUGAGUUGCAUCAUCUGGUCAAGUUCUGCCAGUUUGCGUCCGACAACGUGUUGGUGCUGCUUCAACUUGCGCUGUUCUCGAUCUUUAGCAAGUUCCAAUGCCUUUAAAGCGUUGGCAAUCGUCAGUUGGAUUUCCUCUGUGAAAUGAUGACGCAGUUUCUCGAGCUCUUGAUUCUCUCGAUCAAGUACACGACGAUCAAGGUUCUCGACCGCAGCAUUGAUGUCGUCUAGCGUUUGUUGGUCUCGCUUACUUAAACUUGUCGCGAUCUCUUCUUGCUGCACUCGAAUCCUCUCCAAAACUGCUUCCUGGGUGCGAAACUGGUAGUCGAUUUGGCCGUGAGCCUCACUGCAUUGGAGAGCAAUCUCUUCUCGAUCCGCAACAAGCGUCUCACGAACCUUCUUGUCAAUCUCCACUUGGAAAUCGUCCAUUCUUCUCUGCUGGGCUUCAAGAGCGUCACAACAGAGCUUAAUCUGAAUACCUAGUGAUCCCAUAGCCUCUCCUUGCUUCUGAAUCUCGUGAUCGAACAGCGUUUGCACAUUUUCAAGCGUGCUCUCUUGUAUCUUCCCAGCCCAAUUCUCCAUCUCUGAAUGGAAAUGCGUU
Phytophthora nicotianae INRA-310 is the source of this 2527-nucleotide messenger RNA. RefSeq lists its product as hypothetical. Bases 784 to 1500 code for a protein of 238 amino acids. Gene Ontology annotation, molecular function: phosphatidylinositol binding. Lineage: Eukaryota; Oomycota; Peronosporomycetes; Peronosporales; Peronosporaceae. The transcript is spliced from 3 exons. The record is from RefSeq and is a predicted model, not a curated record. Gene Ontology annotation, biological process: plasma membrane tubulation; endocytosis; endosomal transport. Gene Ontology annotation, cellular component: plasma membrane; cytoplasmic vesicle.